AUGACCCCACAGCAGUGGACGCUGGCCGUCGGCCUGUCGCUGGCCUCAGACACUUGCAAGACUUUCGGCAGCGGCGUCGUGAAGCCCUUCGAUGGCUCGCACUUCUACGUGUCGUCCGACUGCCCGUUCACCUUCGCCCGCUUCACCCUCAACCGGGUGGAGUGCGACAUCGCCAUCCGGCGAGGGCCGAGGGGGCUGCUGGCUCACGUGGAGAUCAUCAUCAACAAGAUCAAGACCGUCCUGCACGGCGGGGACAUCUCUGUGGAGGGCAACAGCGUUUCUCUCCCCUACGAUCACACCUACCAGCACAUUUUCCGGUACGGCAUCUACACGAGGCUGAGGAGCUCCCUGCUUCCGCUGUCGGUCACCUGGCACGUGCUCCCCGGGGGGAUCGACACUCUGCGGGUGGAGCUGGAGCACGAGCUGAGCGCUGGCGUCGCCGGACUGUGUGGAAAAGACAACCUGGCAGUUCUGCCGACAUGCCCUGGAGAACUAGUUUAUGUGGAGCAGGGUGCUGCCUUUGUUCCUACCUGCUCCAACCCAAACCCCAGGAUCUCCACCCAGGAUCUCACCAGCUCCUGCGUUUGCCCACAUGGUACGGUGCUGAAUGAUCAUGCAGACUCCUACCAGUGUGUGAAGGUGUCCAGCUGUCCCUGUGAGUUCGCUGGUCGGAUGUAUUCAACAGGGGACAUAAGAAACACGAAAUGUCAGUCAUGUGUGUGCCAUGGCGGGAAGUGGAGCUGCUCUGAAAACUUCUGCCCGCCCAAGUGUCUCAUUGAAGGACAGUAUGUGACCACGUUCGAUGGGAAGCAAUACGUUGUUCCUGGUAAAUGUACAUACAUGGCCUCAGAGAGCACCGACUGGAUGGUCACGAUAGUGUAUUCUAAAAAAGAAGCUUCCCUGAAAAUGGUUACUCUCCAGCUGUAUCAGGAAACAUUUACAUUUGCACACAACAUGGUGAAAUUUGGAGAGCAGGACAUUACCGAUCUCCAUCAGUCAGAUCAUGCGCUGGUUUUCUGGCAGUCCUCGAUGUAUGUUCAGGUCCAAACAUCUUUUGGCAUGAAGCUCCAAGUCCAGGUGUUUCCUGAAGUCCAGGUUUACAUCACACCGCCGUCAAAUCACACAGCCAUGAUCUCAGGUCUGUGCGGCAACAGUAACGGUGACACCACCGACGACUUCACGACCAGCAGCGGGAUCGUGGAGAACUCAGCUCAGGCGUUCGCCCUCUCCUGGAGUGUGGGCCCGUGUCCCGUCAACAUUCCCCCCACCUGCAUCAACACCGACAACGAAAUAUAUGCAGAUGAGAAGUGCUCUAUGUUGAACAACCCGGCUGGGAUAUUUGCCGAGUGCCAUGAGCAUAUCCCGACCGAUCAAUACCACACAGCUUGCAUCCAAAGAACCUGCAACUGCGGCAGCAAUCUGCACCAGUGCUUAUGCGUUGCUCUGAGCAGCUACGCCAACGCCUGCGCCCGACUGGGGGUCCAGGUCAAAGACUGGAGGAAGGCGACGAAUUGCACUCUCCAGUGUCCGAAAAACAUGCAGUUCUCCUACCAGACGGCGGCCUGCAAUCGCACCUGUCGCUCUCUGUCCGGGCCUGAUCCCUGCUGCGGGUUGGAGGACGACCCCGUGGAGGGCUGCGGAUGUCCAGAGGGAACCCACCUGAACCAGGGACAGACCUGCAGCCCGAAGGCGGAGUGUGUGUGUCACCACCACGGCGGCACCACACCGCCAGGGCCCGUGGUUAUAGAUGGCCGACAGUGCAUCUGUGAGAACGGAGAACUGCGCUGUUCCAAGGAUUGUGGUUGUCGUAAUGGAAAGGUGUGUUUUCACUGCUCUGAAUAUCCGGUUAACACGGCUCUGAAAACCUGCGACAGUCUCAGCAAACCCCUGGGAGCCAACGUGACCUGUGAGAGUGGCUGCUACUGCCCUCACGGUCAGUUUGAGGAUCAUCGUGGAAACUGUGUUCCCAGGGAGAGCUGCACUUGUGUGUUCAGCGGCAAGAUAUUCAGCCCGGGACAGCAAGUCAAGACAAACUGUAAAACAUGCGUGUGUGGGGCGGGACAGUGGCGCUGCGAAGACGAGCCGUGUCCUGGAACGUGUCAGGUUUACGGUAACGGGCAGUACCAGACCUUCGACUCUAAGUGGUAUCGCUUCAAUGGACACUGUCAGUACACGCUUGUAGAGGAUUACUGUGGAAAAACAAGUGGGACUUUUUCAGUCAGUGUUGAAAGCGUUCCUUGUUGUGACGAGGCACUGACUUGUUCUCGCUCCAUCGUCCUAAAUCUGCAGGAUGAAGUCAGCCUGAUACUGAGCGACAUGAGGGUGACCAAGAAGGUCAACAAAGGCUGGACACUGAAUCCAGACUCACUCUACACCAUACACACCGUGGGGCUCUAUAUCCUGAUCUCGGUGCCAAGCAGGGGGAUAACGCUGAUUUGGGACAAGCACACCAGGAUCACUGUUGAACUGCAUUCAUUCUGGAGGAACAGAGUCUGUGGCCUCUGUGGGAAUUUCGACUCCAAUGAGAUGAAUGAUCUGCACAUGGCUGGCUCCGCGGUCGUGUCCGGUCCGCUGGCGUUUGGCAACAGCUGGAAAGCCGACACGCCUCCUUGUUCUGACGUGACCUCUGAGAUAUUCCCGUGUGAACGCCACUCGUACUGCUCAGCCUGGGCCCAGCGGCGCUGUCUGAUCCUCACCGGGGACACCUUCAGGGAAUGCCACUUAAAAGUGGAUCCGCAGCCCUACUACCAUGCCUGUGUGCAGGAGUCCUGCUCCUGUGAGUUCGAAGGGAAGUUCCUGGGCUUCUGCACAUCUGUGGCGGCGUAUGCAGAGGCCUGCAGCGACCAGGACAUCUGCAUCGAUUGGAGGACGCCAGAUUUGUGUCCGGUAUACUGUGACUACUACAACGAGCAGGGUCAGUGCAGCUGGCACUAUGAAGCCUGUGGCAAGAUGAUGACCUGCAGCACAGGAAACUACUUGACUCACAGGCUGGAAGGCUGCUACCCUAGAUGUCCAAAAGAGGCGCCGUAUUUUGAUGAGAACACUGGAAAAUGCAGCCCGUUAACCAACUGCACAUGUCUUUACAACGAGGUUGUUGUUCAGCCUGAUGAGGACGUGAAAAUAAGCGACAUGGAAUGCAGCACCCCUUACCACUGCCUUUACUCCAACAGUGCCUCCACCCACAACCACCCCAGCAACCACUUUACCAACAACCACGCCCAGUACAAUGACUUCAACUACCAGAGAAACAACUGUACUUUCAACUACAACCACACCAAUCGCAACUACUUCAACUACCAGGGAAACAACUACGCUUUCAACUACAACCACACCAACUUCUACCAUCGCUACAAACUGGCCAACUUCCACCAGUCCUCCACCCAUGACAACUACUUCAACUACCAGGGAAACAACUGUGCUCUCAACUACAACCACACCAAUCGCAACUACUUCAACUACCAAAGAAACAACUACGCUCUCAACUACAACCACACCAACGACAACGAUCGCAACUUCUACCACCGACGGGCCAACUUCCACCACUGCUCCACCCACGAUGACUACCUCAACUACCAGAGAAACAACUGUACUUUCAACUACAACCACACCAAUCGCAACCACUUCAACUACCAAAGAAACAACUACGCUUUCAACUACAACCACACCAACGACAACGAUCGCAACUUCUACCACCGACGGGCCAACUUCCACCACUGCUCCACCCACGAUAACUACCUCAACUACCAGAGAAACAACUUUGUGCCAACCACACCACCAGAAUGUAAAUGCAAAGACCUAAAGAGGAAGAAAAGCUGGCACUGUGGUGAGAAAUGGACAGAGGACUGCUUCGUGAAAAAAUGCAUAAAUGACAAGAUUGAGUUGACUCCAGUGGAUUGUCCUGAAACCACGAUUCCCACCUGCCCCAGAGGUCAAGCUACAAAGGUCUCAGAUGGAUGCUGUGAAACAUGGAAAUGUGACUGUCAGUGUGAGCUGUACGGUGAUCCCCACUAUAUUUCUUUCCAAGGAGUAGCGUUUGAUUUCCUUGAUGACUGCACCUACACUCUUGUUGAAGAGCGAUUGCCACAACAUAAUCUGACCAUUGUGGUGGAUAACUUUUACUGUAUUGCCGGCCUGGAUGGCUCCUGCGCUAAAGGCAUCGUACUGAGAUAUCAGAACAGCAUAGCUUCACUCAGUAUUAGUCCAAAAAAGUUUGCAGUGCAGGCCACUUUGAACAAUGUGACCAUCGAGCCGCCGUAUGAAGAGCAUGGCUUUAGAUUUGAGACCACAGGGUACCAGGUCUCACUUUAUCUCCCAGAGAUCCGCUCUUACGUCUCCCUGACACCGUCUUACACCGUGGUGGUCAAUCUGGCCAUGGAGCACUUUGUCAAUAACACCCAGGGACAAUGUGGUGUGUGUGGUGGUCCAUCAUGUGUACGGAAAGGAGGGCAAAUUGAAGACGACGACUGCUGUGAUAAAACGUCUUAUGACUGGGUGUAUCCUGACCAUUCCAAGCCACAGUGUGCUUCUGCACCCAGAGACGUACCUUGUGUUCCCAGUUCAACGUCAGAACCCCCUUACACACCUAGAUCCCCCACCGCCUGCCCUCCGAACCCUCUGUGUGACCUGCUGCAGCAUCCGGUGUUUGAAAACUGUAGCACAGUUGUCAAUCUGAACCUGAAGAAGAAGAACUGCGAGUUUGAUUCGUGCAGAUCUCCAAAUGUGUCGUGCUCGUCUCUGGAACAAGCUGCUGAGGAGUGCAAGAAAGCUGGUUUCUGUAUCGACUGGAGAACGCUCACUAACGGACGCUGUGAUGUAUCGUGCCCAGAAGGACUGAUUUACAAAUACUGCUCGGAUACGCUGGAUGAUUUCUGCUAUGGAGGUGCAGUCCAUGAAGGGGCUCAGAUUGAAAAGAGAGAAGGUUGCUUCUGCCCCAGCGGCCUGCGCAGGGCAGCAAAUCACUCUCAGCUGUGUGUGGCUGAAUGUAUCUAUUGUAAAGGACCAAAGGGAGAGCCCAAACUACCCGGUGAGGUUUGGGAGUCCAACUGCAUGCUGUGUACCUGUAACAACCGGACUAGGAGCGAAGAGUGUGUUCUGAAGCCUCCUGGACCGGUCCCUCAGUGUCCUCCGGGCACGGUUCUGGUCAACGACGGGUGCUGUGGGGGACAGACUUGUGUUGAAAAAAACUGCACUUAUAAUGGGAAGACCUACAAGGUGGGAGACCGAUGGAGAGACGCUGCACGUCCAUGCAAGUCAUUCAGCUGCAGCACAGACGGCAUUGAGACUGAAACUAAAGUCUGUCCCCAUGAGAACUGCCCACAGGAGGAGAGAAUCUGGGAUGAUGAACACUGCUCCUUCACAUGCAAUAACGUCUGCGCUCCCAAAAUGUCCAACAUCAGUGUCACCAUAGAAAACUGCACCACUGUUGUAGAGAUGCCUGUGUGUCGGGGGCAGUGUGAGUCUGAGCCCAGACUGGUGCUGUUCGGUGACCUGCAGAUCGAGCAGCCCAGUAACUGCUGUCGGGAGAAGAGCUCUGAGAGGAGGUCGGUGACCCUGCACUGCCUCGACCUCUCCACCAGGCACUACACCUACAAGCACCUCACCGCCUGUGAAUGCAGAGCCUGUAAGAUGUGGCACUGA
Molecule: messenger RNA, 5637 nt
Organism: Salarias fasciatus (jewelled blenny)
Lineage: Eukaryota; Metazoa; Chordata; Actinopteri; Blenniiformes; Blenniidae
Gene: muc5e
Product: mucin-19
Exons: 40
Coding region: 1-5637 (1878 amino acids)
Cellular component (GO): extracellular matrix
Molecular function (GO): protein binding
Source: RefSeq, a predicted model, not a curated record